Cucurbitaria berberidis CBS 394.84 is the source of this 1583-nucleotide messenger RNA. Its product is annotated as glycine cleavage system T protein. Bases 26 to 1402 code for a protein of 458 amino acids. The transcript is spliced from 2 exons. Gene Ontology annotation, biological process: glycine catabolic process. NCBI's taxonomy places the organism in Eukaryota, Fungi, Ascomycota, Dothideomycetes, Pleosporales, Cucurbitariaceae. Gene Ontology annotation, molecular function: protein binding; aminomethyltransferase activity. The record is from RefSeq and is a predicted model, not a curated record. Gene Ontology annotation, cellular component: mitochondrion.
AACCCUCGCUCCUCGCACUCCCACCAUGGCCUCCAGAAAAGCUGUCGCAGUGCUGCGGCCGGCCGUCAAUGGCUUUGGGCCGCGUCUUUUGCGAGCAGAAUGUGCGCAAAAAGUACAGUAUUCGACGAGAACACUCGCAAGUUACACUUCGCGACCCCGCAAGCUCGCGCGGCCAUCGCAGCGAUCCGUUCGGUAUGCUUCAUCCGAGGUUCCAAAAGAGCAAUUGGGCAAGACUGGGCUGUAUGAGCUUCACAGCAAGCAUGGCGCCAAAUUCGUGCCUUUUGGCGGCUACUUAAUGCCGGUGCAGUACAGCGACCUGAGCAUCGUCGACUCACACAAUUGGACACGAGAGAAGGCGAGCCUGUUCGACGUAGGCCAUAUGGUCCAGCAUCACUUCUCAGGCCCUGGCGCCGAGGCCUUUCUUGAGAGCAUCACUCCGUCCUCGCUUUCCUCGCUCCCCGAGUGCCAAUCUACCCUCUCGACUCUCCUUUAUCCCGAGACAGGAGGCAUCGUCGACGAUACAGUCAUUACCCGUCUCGCUGAUAAGUUCUACGUUGUCACCAAUGCCGGGUGCAGAGAAAAGGAUACGGCCUACUUCAAGGAACAACUGGAGGUAUGGGAGAGCAAGCACUCUGACCAGCCUGUGGAAUGGAAGAUUCUGGACGGCCAAGGUCUCAUCGCUCUGCAAGGACCUCUGUCUGCGGAGAUUCUCGCUCGAGUUCUGGACGACAAGUCAGUCACGGACCUCAAAACACUAUACUUUGGUCAGUGCACCGCAGCGACGAUCAAGGGCACCGAUGCCGAAGUACUCGUUAGCCGCGGUGGCUAUACCGGGGAAGACGGCUUCGAGAUUAGCAUUCCCUCGUAUGCUACCGAGGCCAUCACUGAAUUUCUGCUCGACUUCGCCAAGGACGAGCUGCGUUUUGCUGGCUUAGGAGCACGCGAUACCCUUCGCCUGGAAGCAGGCAUGUGCUUGUAUGGUCACGACCUGGACGAGACAACCACACCCGUCGAGGCUGCGCUCUCCUGGAUCAUCGGCAAGGAUCGCCGUGCAAAGGGUGGCUUCCACGGCGACUCGGUGAUCCUGCAGCAGCUGAAGAAGAAGUCGGAAGGUGGCGGUGUGUCGCGACGCCGCAUUGGUCUCAUCGUAGAAGGCUCGCCCGCAAGAGAAGGCGCCGAGAUUGUCAACGAAGCGGGCGAGAAAAUCGGCAACGUCACCUCUGGCUGCCCUUCGCCCUCGCUCAAGAAGAACAUUGCCAUGGGCUACAUCAAAGAUGGCAUGCACAAGGCAGGUACGGAAGUCGAUGUCGUGGUCCGCGGCAAGAAGAGGAAGGCGGUGGUGACCAAGAUGCCUUUCAUCCCUAGCAAGUACUUCAAGCAACCUGCAAACGCAAAAGCAUAGUCUUUAGCAUUUUCAAUUCGAAUCACGUUUUUGUCGAAAUUUUCUUCACCCUCUACAUCUAACACAUCAUUAAAUUUCUCUCGCUUCUAUCUCCAAAGCCUCCACUAGUUACAAAGAAGUGUGCAGUCGUGUGGCACUUUAUUACUUCACGCUCUGUAGACACUUUCAGCUCGCUCAGCAC